Messenger RNA from Penicillium diatomitis, 1830 nucleotides. RefSeq lists its product as uncharacterized. NCBI's taxonomy places the organism in Eukaryota, Fungi, Ascomycota, Eurotiomycetes, Eurotiales, Aspergillaceae. Gene Ontology annotation, molecular function: protein binding; glycerophosphocholine phosphodiesterase activity. Bases 1 to 1830 code for a protein of 609 amino acids. The record is from RefSeq and is a predicted model, not a curated record. Gene Ontology annotation, biological process: glycerophospholipid catabolic process. The transcript has 7 exons.
AUGAAGUCGAAGGUUCAUUUUCAGGAGAAAAUUGGUAACUUGAAUCGAGAUUCGGAAAAUAUUCUGACAGGUGCUUUUUGCGCUUGUUGUGAAGAGCUACCAUCAAUCAACCCGAUUUCUUCCGAGUCAUCAAACUCUAGUCCCCUCGAUCCCUUCGCAAGGGAAAGACUCGGUCUAGAAUAUGCCAUUCGAUGUGAUGAGCCUUCCAUGCUGGCAACAUAUCUUGCACUCUCUAAGGUGAACGAUGCUCUUUCCUCAAAUGCUGAGGCAAUUCUCGACUUGCUUCUGGAGCUCUCAAUAAUUCACCAUGCGGGAGGUUCAGUUCAGCACUUGGUGUCAAAAGCCUUUCCGGCAAAUGGUUUGAUAGCAGAUCAUAAUCUUCUAAACCGCAUGAUCACCAGAGUGGGCGAAGAAAACUUGUUGCACGAUCACAUGGAACAAAUUCAAACCAGACAGUCUCUCUGCGGAAGCUGCCGUGGUGGGACUUCAGAGAACACGGUUGAUCUCGCUGUUGGCCUGAUGUGUGGUGGCCAGAAAAGCACUAUCAUAGCCGUGAAUGAAUUUGGCCGCUUGCCACUUCAUUACAGUGCGCUGUGCGGCCUCAAUAUUGUGUGCCAAAAGAUUCUCGGUCAUGCGCAAGAUCAAGGACAAGCAUCAAACCUCAUCUUGUCUUUGGAUGCUCAAGGACAUAAACCAUUCUAUUAUGCGGUGGCCGAGAAUCACGUGGCUGUUGCAGAGAUGUUCCUGAGCGUCUUGAAGGUUGAAGGUCAACUCAGUGGCCAGCACGGCUUCGAUAUCGUGGGCCACAUGCAAAGCCUCCUCAAUAUUGCGAUCCGGUAUCAGUUUGACGACAUAGUUGCUCUGCUUGGAAAGUCUCAAUUCUCUGAGAUUGGUCGCGAUGAUUAUCUCAAGAUUCUGCUAGAGAUCGACAAUAAGGCAGGUUUAAACCAUUUACAAUUACCCUAUGGUUGGUCAGCGUUGACUAUCGCUUGCGUAAAGGGUCGCAAGAAGGCCGCCGCGCUCCUCCUGCAAGCUGGUGCGAGCCAGCACAUACCUGAUUACCGUGCCAAUCCGGCGGGGCUUGAUCUCUCUGUUACUUCUGAUCACACAAUUAUCAAUAUCGGAGUGUUGCAGAACGGAAAGCAGGGGAAUGGAAUCAACCCCAGGAAAGUCUCCACAAUGGACAAGUUUCUCACCGGUGUAUCACCACCGGUGGACAUGUCUGUGUCAGUAGGGAGUGGUGUGAGCCAGCUGGUGCACUUACCAAUCCUGAGUGACAUGGUAAACGAACCAUUCAUAUUCCCUAUGCACAGUUCAGACGAAGCACACCUGGUCUUCAAGUUUUACCUUCAAGGCUCGCCACGCGGGAAGAGCGAUCUGAUAUGCAGUGCUGCUACCCUACUUCGGAGUGAAGAAGAUUACCUUGGAUCAAACCGCGAAAGCCUUUUCAGGGGACGUACCAUUCGUAUUUUGGCAAAGGAUUCUUCUGAGUUGCUAGGAACUGUGACGUUCACCUUCCUGAUUGCGAAACAGCCUAUGGACCCGAAAACUUCGCCACUGAUCGACAAUUACUUCUCAGAGCAAGGAACACAACUUGUUGGUCACAGAAGUUCUGGUCAAAAUACUGUUGAUUGGAGCUAUCUUCAACUCGGAGAGAACACAAUUGAGUCCAUGCUCUCGGCCGCAAAACAAGGGGCAUCAUGUGUUGAGUUCGAUGUUCAGCUUACUCGAGUCCUUGUACCCGUCGUUUUCCAUGACUUCUCAUUGAGCAAGUCAGGUACUGAUGUGCCCAUCCAUGAUCUUACUUUCGAACAGGUAUGCAUGCCCUGA